ACAUCAAUAAUUCAGCCUUCUGUAGCGCGGCGCAGUAGACAGAUCAUCUAGUCUUCAGAGGAACGAAGGCCAGGUGUUCUGUUCGGGCGCCCUCGUCAGUUAUCGAUCGCAAAACUACGCUGCAUAGAGGAUUAUAGUGCCUAGAUCUUAAAUGGGGAUGACAGGGAACGAACAACCUAGGAAGUGAUAUAUAUAGAGUUUCAUUUGUCAUUGGGGAUAGAUCUUUCGGAAUUUCCAAAGAAGGAUGGAACGCGAAGCUUUCAACUUGUUUUAAACUGGACGCUGAUCGUCACAAAAUUUUAUCGGUCAUGGACGCGGCACCCAUGACCUUUGACCCGCGGGUCACGGAGGAAGGGGACAAUAGGCCCCAUUUCCGGUCACUUCUGAGGGAGAAUUGGGUGUCCGUCAUGACGGACUGUCUUGUGUUUGGCAGUUUUGGGAUGGGAGUCGCGAUCUUAGGACCCACCUUGUUUGACCUUGGCUGCCAGACAAGUGCCAGUUUACGGGAAUUAAAUUGGGUUUUCUUUGUGCAGCUUCUGAUGACCCUAGUGGGGUCUUUGUCUGCCGGAUGUCUAGCUCAGAGGUUUAUUCCUGUCCACGUGCUGAUGUUGAUCGGUAUGACGGGACUUCCGUUUACUAUGUUGUUAGUUCCCGCCUGUACGGAGUUUGCCGAGCUUCUAUUAAACCUGAUGCUGAUGGGCUGGUGCAUGGGCUGUAUAGACUGCGUGGCGAAUCUCAGGAUGAUCAUCAGGUUUGGAACAAACGUCUCACCAUUUUUACAGGCAAUGCAUUUCUGUUACGGCCUCGGUGCUUUCAUAAGUCCAAUGAUAGCGGCCAUGUUCACUCUAGACGUGGAUUGUUCACAUCCUGUGAAUGGGAAAGUUACUAUUGACAAUUUCGAAAAUACAUCGAAUUCUAGCCAACCACAAGUAACAACACAAGUUUCAGUGUCACGUGCUCAGCACCUCAGCCACUCAGAACGCGCCUUCUUUAUUCUUGCUAGUAUCCAAUUUUUCUUUACAGCGAUUGUGAUAGUGGUAAUUAUUUUGGAGAAGAAGCGCGUUAUAUCAUCAGGCGUUACCGUGUCGCAGUCCACCAGCAUGAUGUCAGUUCUCUCACCAACCUCAGACGAACAAGAUCUGAGGGAUAUAAGUGGCCAAACCUACUGCUUCUGUUUUGGGACUAGAGAAACAGUCGUGGUGAUUCUGAUAACCUCAGCUUCACUCUUCCUCUAUGACGGAUUACAGUCUUCUUAUGCGGAUUAUAUAUAUUCCUUCGCCAUUAAAAAUGUGAAAGGCCUUCAAAAAGGAGAAGGUGCAUAUUUAAAUGCGUGCUUCUGGGGAACUUUUGCCCUUGGUCGUCUUAUCGCCAUUCCUUGUGCUACCAGAUUGACUGCUGCAUUCAUGCUUACCUGUAAUUUGGGAGGAUGUGCUUUUGCCCUUCUAGUCACACUGAUAUUUCGCGGUAACCAUGUUGUGACGUACUUUGGAACAUGCGUACUGGGGCUCUUCCUGAGCAGUAUGUCACCAACCAUUAUGUCGCUCACUGAGCUGUUUAUUGACAUCAAUGCUCCCAUAGCCUCCUGCCUGGUAGUUAGUGCGGCCCUGGGUGAAACGCUUUGUCCGGUGAUUGUCGGCAAUCUGUUUGUUGCCUCGGGACCGCCCAGUUUCCUGAUUUUCUGUACAGUGCUAGCUCUGUUAUCAGGAAUUCUGUAUGGUGCUGUUUAUUUCUAUGGGAAAAAUACUCCGAAAUACAGAGGAUUGAAAUCCGACUCCUUUGUAUGGAUAACAAAAUUCCGGAAACAGAGGGAGGAAACAAAUCCAUUUAAACCCAUAUCUGUCAAAUAUUAUUCUCAAAAGGACCGAGAUAAAACACAGACUGUAGAGGGGGAAAUAGAAUUUCCGAACAAUAUGGCUGAAGAUGGCGACCUCUACAAUAGUCCCUAUUCACCGGGAUGAUUAGAUUUAUUGUUGAGUAGUGAUAACGGCCACGAAUUUCGUUAUAUGUGGAAUUGACGAGUUUUAAUAUUUAUUUUACUAAGGAAAUACAUUUGAAUUGUUUCCUCCAAGAUAUUACGAAACGUAGCAGAAAUCCACGAUUAAUGUCCGUGACGUUGAACACUCCUGUACGAACAUGUCUAUCAUUGAAGACCUAUGUUUAAAUGUUGAAACAAAUAUAAUUAGAAAUGUUUUGAUCGUCUACCAGGCAUUAUCAACGUCUGAGUGAUUUGAUAUCUUCUUUGAAAACUAUAUGUACAUGAACAAAUGCUGAUUGACAUAAUGAACUUCUUUUUGUUGAAUACGUGUUGAUUGUAAGUUUCCAAUGUCUUUUGAGAUUUUAGAUACCUGUUGGAGCUCUCUAGCGUCUAAUCAAUGUUUGGCUUACCCCUAUAUUUGUAUAAAAUUAUGGAGAAGAACAAUCUUUGAAGAGUUGCAGACAGGCAGGCGUGGGAUUCGGCACGCUUUGUUCAGUUAGCUGCGGUAACAGACAGAGAAACAGUGUUACUGUAAAGGAAGACCACGUACUUUUGUACGAAAGUCUGGAAUCCAGUUGCAGUGAAUAGGACGUGUAUUUGACUGUUGAACAUUUAUCAAUAAUUCUGUGUAUGUUGUGGUUCAUGAAUUGCCUUCUUUGUUUUCAGUAACUUUUUUGUUUUCAUUGAUAUUACGUAGGUCCAUGUUAAGUUAUUUGUUUUCAGUAAUGUUACUUAAGACAAUGUGAAGUUUUUUGUUUUCAGUAACAUUACAUGUACGCAGGUCAGUGUUAAGUUUUUUGUUUUCAGUGAUAUUACGUAGGUCAAUAUAAAGUUAUUUGUUUUCAGUAACAUUACGUAGGUCAGUGUUAAGUUAUUUGGUUUCAGUAAUAUUACAUGAGACAAUGUGAAGUUCUUUGUUUUUAAAAAAUUAUAUUACUGAAGAUGAUAUUGAAAUCGUCGUUUCACAACUGCUGUAAUUAUUUUUUUUUAGAAAGAAGAAUAGCUAAGCAAAACUGUCUCCAUUUAUGUUAGAAAUUAUUAAUCAGGAGGAAUUUUUUAAUUAGGGAUACAAACUACAUCUGCCGGUAUUCAACACAUGAUGAUAUUGCAGUGCCUGUCGUACAUGUGUACCGUGUGUAUCCUAAUACCGUGUAUUCAAAUUUUCGCGAGACAUUAAUUUCGUGAUAUAGGUUUUACCACGAACAUAAUUUAUCUGUUAUCACCAAUUCCUGAGCCAUUUCCUUCAAACUCGAUUAAAUACCUCGUAUAUCAUUACGAUCACCGGAUAUAAAAGAUUCGUACAUUAUUGAAGUUUUCAAUUACUCUGUAAAACCCCUUUUUAGAGUAGAAAACAUUUUAGGUAAAUUUUUCUUUUGCUGGAAAUGUCUGAGAAGUUACGAAUAAAAUAUCUUAUGUAGAACCCGACAUAUUGAAAUAAACCUCCUGGAUAAAACUUGAUACACAGAUAAGAGGACCAAUCAUGUUUAGUGAUAUUUAUUUGUUUUGUUGAUUUGUUAACCUUGUUUUCAUUAAAUUGUUUUGAUUACUACCA
Molecule: messenger RNA, 3527 nt
Organism: Ostrea edulis (European flat oyster)
Lineage: Eukaryota; Metazoa; Mollusca; Bivalvia; Ostreida; Ostreidae
Product: major facilitator superfamily domain-containing protein 4A-like
Exons: 11
Coding region: 309-1958 (549 amino acids)
Source: RefSeq, a predicted model, not a curated record